This is a messenger RNA of Nothobranchius furzeri (turquoise killifish), 2115 nucleotides long. It is a transcript of the gene sox32, whose product is annotated as SRY-box transcription factor 32. Gene Ontology annotation, biological process: anatomical structure morphogenesis; cell differentiation; regulation of DNA-templated transcription. Gene Ontology annotation, molecular function: DNA-binding transcription factor activity, RNA polymerase II-specific; RNA polymerase II cis-regulatory region sequence-specific DNA binding. NCBI's taxonomy places the organism in Eukaryota, Metazoa, Chordata, Actinopteri, Cyprinodontiformes, Nothobranchiidae. The record is from RefSeq and is a predicted model, not a curated record.
UCAAUAAUAAUAAUAAUAAAUAAUCUAUUGGACCUAUAUUUCUUUGGUAUUUCUGUUGUUUUUGUGAUUGGAUAAAACAAAAACUUGCGCAUUUUUACGCAUCGAAUUCGAGAAUAAUUGAUCAUUUUUUUCUUUUCUCAACCUAAAAAUCCCGUCUGAAGACUGGUGAUCAGGGGUCAGCCGGGGCCUUUUCCAGACCAGAGGAAACACCUGGACCUUUCACACCUUUAAUCCACUCCUCCCGCCCUCCCAUUGGUGGGGAGGCCGCAUAAAUCCUCUGCGCUCCGCAUCACCGGGAUGGUGACCGUCUCCAUCAUGCAUUUCAGCCAAGAUCGCGCUCAUUUCCAGCUUUGCGCAAACUCUACGGAAAGAGAGGGUUUGUGCGCCACAGACGGGGAGCAGACGAGUGAGGUGCUCCCCCCGAGUCCGGGACCUUCCAGUCCGCUGUCCGUCCACUCCGAGUCCAGCUGCACCAGUCCUGAAGCCAAGUCUGCUCCGACACAGCAGAGGGUCAGGAGGCCCCUGAACGCGUUUAUCAUCUGGACCAAAGAGGAGCGCAGGAGGCUGGCGCAGCUCAACCCAGAACUGGAGAACACCGAUCUCAGCAAAAUACUCGGAAAAACCUGGAAGUCCAUGUCCUUGGCUGAGAAGCGCCCAUACAUGCAGGAGGCUGAACGCCUGAGGGUCCAGCACACCAUAGACUACCCCAACUACAAAUACAGGCCUCGGCGCAGGAAGCAGCCGAAGAGGAGCUCCCAGCCCAGACCAGCAGAAGCUUUUCUCUGCAGCUCAGACUUCAGCGCUCCAUGCAACCUCACCUGUUUGCUCCAAAACCAGCAGCAGCAUCUCCAAUCCGCCCCUCACUUCACACAUUCACCCGUGCUUCAGAGCAGCCACCCAAGCCUCUCAGGGUUUCCAGGUUCAGCUGCUGCUUACUCAGGCCCUCCUGUGCACCAAGCAGAACAUCAAGAGUACUUUGGUUCCCAGCACAGACACCUGCAGCAGCACCAUUUCUCCACGUCUGGUCCUGGCAUGGAGGAGAGGGAGUCUAGAGUCUGCAGGCUCCAGGUGGGUCCAUCAAAGCCCUCACUGGAGAUCUAUCUGAACCAGGUUCACCUGGACAUGCUGUAUGAUCUGGACCGAAGUGAGUUUGAACAGUACCUGUGUCCGAGCCAUCACCGGUCUGAGGCAUUAGAUCUCAGCAGAGGAGGACAGUGCUCCACUUGAUGAAUUAUUGAUGAUGUUUCACUAAAAGAGGAUUUCUGGAUGUGUUUUUAGAUUAAAAAAAAUCAGUGUUACUGUGUUGUUGUCUCAAUAAAGUCUCAAUUAAUUAAAUUAGCCUAAUGUCUAAUGUUCUUCAUUAACAAUAAAACUCAAAACUUUGUGAAAACUCAAAAUAACAAGAAACUGCUGCACUGCUUUUUGUACAGCAACUGUUGGAUGAAUUUUAAUCGAUAAGUUCAGAGUUUUAAACAUGUUUUGUACAAAUGUGUAAAUGGUUGCUCUUUAAAUGUCAUCAUAGGUUCUGUUGUUUCAUGCAACCCCCAUGUUUAAUAACAUCAUUACUUUAACUGCCAGCUUAGAUUUAUUUUAAUUUAAUCAAAUAACAAUAGAUUUAAUGAAAUGCACAAUGACCAAAACUCACAGAUUUCCUGUUUUUACAUGUUUUUAUAACUGGCUCUUAAAUUUUUGCUUUAAGGAAAACCAUAAAACAAUCUUCUGGUGGUGUCGGGUUUAUGGAUAAUCUGAUCCUUUUGUAUAAAGUUAUAAAUGCCUUAUUAUAUCUGUUACACCAGACAAUGUUGGAGCAGCCGGCCCUUUACCGAACUCUUCACCCGGUUUAAUCUCCAUCCACGUCUUUCUUGGCUCGGCGAGGGAAGCAGGGUGGGCGCCAAACACAUAAACUUCCCACUUCCUGUUUCAUUUUAAAACAUUGCACAAAGACUCUAAAAAUAUGCCCCAAAAUUGACAUAUCUCCAAACUCAUUCGAUUUUUGCCGCCAAAUGUUUACCCAUUUAGGAGAAUGUUUACUUCCCUGUCCCAUAGUUUCUGUGUCGGAGCCUGGAGGCUGAACUCUGGCCCGGAUGAAUGUAAAAAGGCUCUCCACCAUCAUGA